Molecule: messenger RNA, 914 nt
Organism: Carassius carassius (crucian carp)
Lineage: Eukaryota; Metazoa; Chordata; Actinopteri; Cypriniformes; Cyprinidae
Exons: 2
Coding region: 33-914 (293 amino acids)
Source: RefSeq, a predicted model, not a curated record
AUCCAGACACAGACCAUGGGCUGCUUAUUGCUAUGGACCUCAAACAGGGCCGACUUGAAAACCCACAGACUUUCUGUAGUCAGCUACGAAAAGCCUACUUCGGAGCAUGCAACGAACCAGGUAUGGAACAGGAUGUCAACUUAAAAACUCUGUUCCUCCGAAACCUACAUGCCAGUUGGAGUUUUCAUCUCAGAGUCCCAGCAUGUCCACGUAACAGAACUACACAAGAGUUACGGAACUUAGCCCACAAAGCUUGCACCAAGCAAAAGACUAUCUGUGAAAAGACUGUGAAAAACACCAAAGUCUCUGUCUCUGAGCACUGCUUGGAGUUAACCCUAGAUGGCGCCCUACAACACCACAGUCACAGACAUUUUUACAGAGAGUCAAUACCGUUCCAAGCCAGCAGAGGGCAACACAAUCGUGCCACGUCUGAGACAGCAGAGAUCCUGAGGGUGCUGAAAGAGCUUCUUUAUAUGAAAACUCGCAAGGAAGACAAGGAAGAUGAACCAGACAUCUUUUGUCUAAGCAUAAGAACUGAAACCAACACCCUGUCUAACUGCCAUCUGUAUGAACCAAGCACCCAGAACACUGCUCGUCAUCCACAGACCACAGAGCUAACUGUCACAUCACAAGGUGACAGCAUCACCCAAGCUCCACAGCUGACAACUGCACACCCUGAACGAGACAGCACAGGUCCUCACACCAGGUACCACAAACACAAGGUACCAGAAAAUGCUGUUUUGACUACCUGCCUUCGCAGCGAGCUACACAAGACCGGUCCUCACCACCCAUCGAUCGUCACACCUGCCCGGAUGCCAACAUUCCGGGGCAGCCUUGUCGAAAAGGGGGUGAGCCGAAAAGGAGUCAACAUGGAAGACCUGAUCGACACAGGAUCAAACCUGACGAUGAUCUGA